Molecule: messenger RNA, 3741 nt
Organism: Hyla sarda
Lineage: Eukaryota; Metazoa; Chordata; Amphibia; Anura; Hylidae
Gene: GNAZ
Product: G protein subunit alpha z
Exons: 3
Coding region: 806-1873 (355 amino acids)
Biological process (GO): adenylate cyclase-modulating G protein-coupled receptor signaling pathway
Cellular component (GO): heterotrimeric G-protein complex
Molecular function (GO): GTP binding; GTPase activity; G protein-coupled receptor binding
Source: RefSeq, a predicted model, not a curated record
UGCCUGGAGAGAACGGGGCAGCUCGGCAGCUCCCCUCCUCUAUGACAGAGCAGCCCCCUCCUCCUGUGUCACAGGACAGCCUCCCCCUCCCGUAUCACAGGACACACUGAGCACCCCCCUGCCUGCUGGAUGACAGGACGCUCCUACCCGGCUCUCCCCCAUGAAGGGCUAGCCAUCAGCUCGGGAGACUAGCCCAGGCAUUGGAGUGGGCUCGCCCGUCGCCACCUAUGUGAGCCAUGCUGGAUGCGCCCUAGAGCUGGCCGCUGCACCAGGUACAAAUCACUGUCAGAUAGAGGACGAAGAAAAAAAACAUCAAAAAGGCCAGUGGAAUAGACAAGAGGCUGGCCACACAAUAUCUCGCUGCACAGACUAGGAUCACCAUGGUAACCAGAAAACACAAUUAAAAAGGCAGAUGAGGCAGAAGCAGAUGAGUAGGCUGCUCCGUACCUGUGGACACAAGGAAGUGAAAUCAUUAUGCAGAAGAGAAGAGGGUAUAUGACGUAUAUGGUCACUCCAUGGAGGCAGGAAGUGUUUUUUCAUUAAAAUAAGGAAUGUGCCACUUCUACCUCAAGGGAAGGGGAGUGCCAUGACAUCCAGGUUGUGUUGGUCCUUAUUGUUACACACUUGCUAGGGGUGAAUCUCAUUCAAUCUGAGUGUUAUUGUUGGCACAAGGCUGAAAGACAAGGAUAAAGUGGAAGGAUAAAGUGAGAGAAGGGGGAAAGUGGCACAAGGCUGAAAGACAAGGAUAAAGUGGAAGGAUAAAGUGAGAGAAGGGGGAAAUUUCCACCUCUGGCAACCACCUACCAUGGGAUGUCGGCAGAGUGCGGAGGAGAAAGAGGCAGCAAGGCGCUCGCGCAGGAUCGAUAGACACCUGCGCUCGGAAAGUCAGCGCCAACGCCGAGAAAUCAAACUUCUGCUGCUCGGAACGAGUAACUCUGGUAAGAGCACCAUUGUAAAGCAGAUGAAAAUUAUCCAUAGUGGUGGGUUCAAUCUGGAAGCAUGUAAAGAAUAUAAGCCUCUUAUCAUUUAUAAUGCCAUUGACUCCCUCACUCGCAUCAUAAGGGCGCUUGCUACUUUGAAGAUUGAGUUUCACAACCCUGACCGAGCAUAUGAUGCAGUCCAGCUGUUUGCUUUGACUGGCCCAGCAGAAAGUAAGGGAGAAAUUACUUCUGAACUGCUGGGAGUGAUGAAGCGGCUGUGGGCAGAUUCAGGUGUGCAAGAGUGUUUCUCCCGCUCCAAUGAGUAUCAUCUAGAAGACAACGCUGCCUAUUACUUAAAUGAUCUUGAAAGGAUAGCAGCUGUCGAGUACAUCCCCACUGUAGAAGACAUCUUGCGUUCUCGAGACAUGACUACAGGCAUUGUAGAGAACAAGUUUACCUUCAAAGAGCUGACAUUCAAGAUGGUUGAUGUUGGAGGCCAGCGGUCCGAAAGGAAGAAGUGGAUUCACUGCUUUGAGGGUGUGACAGCCAUAAUAUUCUGUGUGGAACUCAGUGGAUAUGACUUGAAGCUUUAUGAAGACAACCAAACAAGCCGCAUGGCUGAAAGUCUUCGCCUGUUUGACUCCAUCUGCAACAACAAUUGGUUUAUCAACACUUCUCUAAUCCUCUUCCUCAACAAGAAGGACCUCUUAGCCGAGAAGAUCCGACGCAUCCCACUCACCGUCUGCUUUCCCGACUACAAGGGACAGAAUACGUAUGAGGAAGCGGCAGUCUACAUCCAGCGUCAGUUUGAGGACUUGAAUCGCAACAAGGAAACCAAGGAGAUUUAUUCACACUUCACCUGCGCUACGGACACCAGCAACAUUCAGUUUGUGUUUGACGCAGUGACAGAUGUUAUUAUCCAGAACAAUCUCAAAUACAUUGGACUGUGCUAAGUGUUUACCCUGGAGCCUGCACAGGAAAUAGGGCACGUCCUUGUCCCUGAGCUCACAUGCCAGGGGGUUACAGUAAACACAAAGCAAGGGGUGAGGCUAGACACAGAAGUUCCCCACGUACAGCACUGAAAGUCCAGAGUGAAUCCCUCACCCACACAAACUUGAUAACUUCAGAUUGAAAGGGUGACAUUAUUUUCCUGGUCUGACACCAGAAAAAACCCAAGUGUUUUAUUUGCUCCCUGUAUCAAGUAUGUGUGGUGUGUGUGUAUGUUGUGUGUGGAUCUACUUGUGUUUGACUGGUGCCUGAUGUGGUAAACCUGUAAAGAGCUCCUUCUGAGAUAGGGUUUAUGACUACCGAAAGGUAUCUAAGGUCUGUCAGGUAAGCAGUUGUCACACUAGUCACUAGUUCUGUCAGGAUGCUUUAUUGCCAGCACCGAACAAACAAUCAUGAAUUAUUCCAGCUAUGCCUGGCACCUACUAUAUGUGCCAAAGCUACACAGGGUUAUAUAUUUUAAUAUAUAUUUAAAAAUUGUUGUACAUUUGCAACUUUUUAGCUGCAAUACAAGAUGUUGUUUUCCCACUGGUCCAAAUAUGGCUGCAGCUGCUUCAGAACAUCUUAGAAAUCAAGGUGCCAAUAGCUUGUCUCAUUUAUGCAACCUUACUAUAAACUGAGAUGGAACUACAUUCCCAAAAGGAUGUAGAAUUGUGAACAUCCUUCUCUGUGGCUUUAACUAUCCUCCUGGGCCAGCUACUCAUACAACCAUCAAAAGGAGAGCAGCAUUGUAGGCCUUUUUUUUAUUAUUUUAUUUUUACAAUACAUUUGUCAUCAUGCCAUUUAUAUAGCCAAUAGUGAUCCACAAAUGCUGCCUGCAAGAAUCUAAACCACUUCUGAAACUGCUGGUAGUACAAUGUAUUUGAAAAGGCCCUUCCACUUUAUUCACAUUUUGUUAUGUUGCAUCCUUGUGCUAUAAUUAAAAAAAAGAUUUUCCCUAUUAUUUUGCACUCAAUACCCCAUAAUGAGAAUGUGAAAAUUAGAAAUCUUUGCUUUUUUAUUGAAAAGGAAUAGAAAAUUCCUAAACUAAAUAUUGCAUUGAAAUAACAGACCCUUUAGACUAUGUUUACACAUUCUGGAGACUGUGGGCCACACGGGAAUGCGGCAUCUCAUAGAUGGCUAAGCAUUCCGUGUGGAGUCCGCAGAAAGAAUGGACAAGUUCAUUCUGCGGACACGGAAAUUGGAAUUUCCUUGGCAGAAACAUUUGGCAUGGAAAUUCCGCCGUGUGCCUAGCGCAGCAGAAUCCUAUUGAAUACAAUGGGGUUCUGCUGCUCCGGAAUCUCCGGCAGACUUCCAAUGCGGAAUUCCACACAGAAAUUCUGGAUGUGUUAACAGUACUUAAUUAAAGCACCUUUAGCAGCAAUUACAGCCUCCAGUCUACUUAGGUAUUGGCUUAAAGGUUUGCACACCUGGAUUUAGGGAUUUUCUGCCAUUCUUCUCUGCAGAUCUUCUCAAGCUCUGUCAGGUUGGAUGGAACAGGAAGUUUCUCCCAUCUAAACACAGAAUCUUUGGAGUUCAGAGAAUGGGUUCUUGGUCAUCUCUCUUACCAAGGCCAUUCUUUGGUAGUGUUUGGUAGGGUGCUUAGCUCCAAACCUCUUCCAUUUCAAGGGGUACUACCGUGCGGACAACUUAUCCCCUAUCUAAAGGAUAGGGAAUAAGUUGCCUGAUCAUGCGGGGUCCUACCGCUGUGGACCUCCGCGAUCUCGCACGCAGCACCCCACUCUCAUCAGUCCCCGGAGCGAACAUCCGCUCCGAGUCUUAUGACGGAGCCGGUGAUCGUGACGUCACAGCUCCGCCCCUCAAUGCAAGUCUAUGG